UUUUCUUUAUAUUCUUUGAUAGACGCGGUUGUCGUUGCCCAUUCCCAAAAAUAAUUCGGAGUUUCUCUCCACGAUUUGUUGGAAUUUUCAACAAAUAAAUAAUAAUUAACUUAUGAUACCAGUUGAAUAUCCUUUUAAUUAAAAUAAAAACUAUUAAAUAUUUUUUUAAAAAUUGUGCCAAAGUGAUUGUAAAAGAAACAAAACAAAAUGCAAGCCCACAGCAAAAAGAGAGUUUGCUAUUACUACGAUAGCGAUAUUGGAAAUUAUUAUUAUGGACAGGGACAUCCCAUGAAGCCGCACCGCAUACGUAUGACACAUAAUCUUCUAUUGAACUAUGGUCUCUACCGAAAGAUGGAAAUCUACAGACCUCAUAAAGCCACCGCAGACGAGAUGACAAAAUUCCACUCCGACGAAUACGUACGUUUUCUGCGAUCAAUUCGCCCAGACAACAUGACCGAGUAUAAUAAACAAAUGCAAAGGUUCAAUGUUGGCGAAGAUUGUCCAGUAUUUGAUGGCCUCUACGAAUUCUGUCAGCUUUCAGCUGGUGGUUCAGUAGCAGCUGCCGUCAAGCUCAACAAACAAGCCUCUGAAAUUUGUAUUAACUGGGGUGGUGGUUUGCAUCACGCCAAGAAAUCCGAAGCGUCAGGAUUUUGUUACGUAAACGACAUCGUCUUGGGUAUAUUGGAACUUUUGAAGUAUCACCAGCGUGUGUUGUACAUUGAUAUCGAUGUCCAUCACGGUGAUGGAGUCGAGGAAGCUUUUUACACCACCGAUCGUGUUAUGACAGUGAGUUUUCACAAAUACGGAGAGUAUUUCCCCGGUACAGGUGACCUGCGGGACAUUGGCGCCGGUAAGGGCAAAUACUAUGCCGUCAACAUUCCUCUGCGCGAUGGUAUGGAUGACGAAGCUUACGAUUCGAUAUUCGUUCCGAUCAUCUCAAAGGUGAUGGAGACUUUCCAGCCAGCUGCCGUGGUAUUGCAAUGUGGAGCUGAUUCACUGACGGGCGAUCGUUUGGGUUGCUUCAAUCUCACUGUCAAGGGCCAUGGAAAGUGCGUAGAGUUUGUGAAGAAAUACAACCUGCCGUUCCUUAUGGUUGGAGGUGGUGGUUAUACAAUUCGAAAUGUAUCGCGUUGUUGGACUUAUGAAACGUCGGUGGCGUUGGGAGUAGAAAUCGCUAACGAACUGCCGUACAACGAUUACUUUGAGUAUUUCGGUCCUGACUUUAAGUUGCACAUUAGUCCAAGCAACAUGACGAAUCAGAAUACCAAUGAAUAUCUCGAAAAAAUAAAAAAUAGGUUAUUUGAAAACUUAAGAAUGCUGCCGCAUGCUCCUGGUGUCCAAAUCCAAGCAAUACCCGAGGACGCCAUCAACGAUGAGUCCGAGGAUGAAGACAAAAUCGAUAAAGAUGAAAGACUGCCGCAAAGUGACAAAGACAAACGAAUUGUUCCCGAUAAUGAAUUCUCUGAUUCGGAAGACGAAGGCGAAGGUGGUCGUCGUGAUCAACGUUCAUUCAAAGGGCAAAGAAAACGACCGCGAUUAGAUAAAGAACAAAAAACCGAAAACGCGGAGCCCAAAGACGAAAAGGAGAGUAAAAUGGACAUAACAGAGAGUGAGGAAGCUAUAAAAGCAGAUGAAACAAAAAAGGAUUCUAAUAUAUAAUUAGACAACUAUCAUUAAGUAAUUGUAUUAUUUUAUGUAAGAAGUCUAAUUAAUGUACAAUAGUAAUUUUUUUUGUAAUGAAACAAAAUAUCUCUGCAUAGCACGACAGGCGAAUUUUAAAAUUAUUGAACCUUAUUCUGUGUACUUUUAGUAAAAAAAUAAAAGAAAGAAAAAUAAUUAUAAAUAAAAAAAAACAACAACAACCGAUCAAAUGGUUUAAAAUACAUUUUUUUAAAUAACAAA
Molecule: messenger RNA, 1902 nt
Organism: Episyrphus balteatus (marmalade hoverfly)
Lineage: Eukaryota; Metazoa; Arthropoda; Insecta; Diptera; Syrphidae
Gene: HDAC1
Product: histone deacetylase HDAC1
Exons: 5
Coding region: 208-1659 (483 amino acids)
Molecular function (GO): histone deacetylase activity
Source: RefSeq, a predicted model, not a curated record